Molecule: messenger RNA, 1503 nt
Organism: Naegleria lovaniensis
Lineage: Eukaryota; Heterolobosea; Eutetramitea; Acrasida; Naegleriidae
Exons: 1
Coding region: 1-1503 (500 amino acids)
Source: RefSeq, a predicted model, not a curated record
AUGCUUCCAAACAACAAGAUGAACAAAAUCAACAACAGCCUCGUCCGAUACAUUACGGCCAAUCCAUAUUUCAAAAAACCACUUCGGGAUCAUCCACAAGGCUCAUUAUUAUUCAUCAACACAUGUUUCAAUACUCUCUUGAAUUCAAGCCACCAUCAUCAUUCCUAUCGAUCCUUCUUUUCAAAAAAGACAAGUAGCGACUCGGAUCGAGUCUAUAUUGUUCCUAACAAGGGUACCCAAGUCAUGUCUUGGGGGCAAAAUAAUGAAGGACAGUUAGCUUUAAAUACUUUCGGAAUUGAUAAACUCUCUUCUCCAUCUUUUAUUGAUUCUUAUUGGUUUCAUGAAAAGACGGUCAAGAAAAUAUCGUGUGCAGCCAGUGCACAACACGCUCUUGCUCUCACUGAAGAUGGUUUUGUUUAUGCAUGGGGAAGAGGUGCAGAAGGCCAACUUGCUCAAGACAACAAUCAUUCCUAUGCAGCUCCUGUUUUGAUAGAUCCGAAAUAUUUCAACUCGAGACCAAUUGUUGAUAUACAAUGUGGAGGCUAUCAUUGUGCUGCCGUUGAUGAUGAAGGAAGAUUGUAUACAUGGGGAUUUAGUGGAAGUCCUUUUAAUAGAUCUGCUCUUGGACAUUCUGGAUUUAAUAUCUUUGGAUUUGGAUCAUCUCCUUUACCAAAACAAGUGGAAGCGUUGAAAGGAGAGUUUGUAAAACAAGUAGCUUGUGGUGACUAUCAUACAGGUGUGAUUUGUGGUCCGAAAGAUAGUACUGAAACUUCUCAAGUAUAUGUUUGGGGAAAGGGUGAAUGGGGUCGAUUGGGACUUGGUAAUUCUGAUUCAAAAGCUCUACCAACACCACUCGAUAUGUAUGAAGAUGAUAUGGAAAAUGGUGGAACAAAAAAGACCAUAUUUACGAAAAUUAGGAUGGGAAAGAAUUAUUCAGCUCUCAUUGAUUCAAAUGGCAAAUUAUACAUGUUUGGUAGACAUGACGCCCAACAGUUGGGAAUGGAAUCGCUGAGACCAUCUCAAUUUGAUUGUGAAUCAACACCAAAGUUAAUUCCAAGAUUUGUAGAAAGUGAUAUUAAGGUGAGAGAUGUAGCUCUUGGAGACUCAAUUACUGCUUGUGUGACUCAGGACGGUCGUGGUUUCAUUUGGGGUAAAAAUGUGUAUCUUCCUCAUGAAGUGAAUUUCGGAAAAGGUGCUAGAGUUAUUGAAUGCUCUGCAGGAAGAAAUCACGUCGCCUUUCUUCCUACCAAUAGACGAAGUAUUUUUACAAUGGGAGGAAAUUGGUAUUCUCAAUUAGGAACAACAGGUCAACAUGGUACACAAGAUGUGAUUAAAUUAACACCUCAAUUAGUACCUGGAAAGAAGUUACAAGUUGCAUGUGGAAACGCCUUUACAUUGGCUCUUAUUGAUCUUGAACGCAAAACAACCACUACACAGGAAGAUGAUGAUGAUUACAUGGGAGUUGCAAUGAUUGGCCCAGAUGGUAAAUCAAUUCCCUUAUAA